Molecule: messenger RNA, 152 nt
Organism: Funneliformis caledonium
Lineage: Eukaryota; Fungi; Glomeromycota; Glomeromycetes; Glomerales; Glomeraceae
Source: the annotation of a GenBank genome assembly
UUUGGAAGCAUGUUCCUGAACAAAGAACUUCUCUUGAGGAGUUAAAAUCUGAUUUAAAUACUUUAUAUUAUUCAUUUAUUAUUCAAAAAUCACCUUUAGGAAAAUCAUCAUUCAAAUCACUUGAAUCAAUUAAAAAUCCUCAAUGGAAUGUA